ACAGGUUAGUUCUCUCCUAUUCGAUAAAUCUUCACUCUCAGAUGAGCAGGCUAGGGUUUACUUUCUUUUUUUCCUUUUAUCUCCUUGUCUUUAUGCUCUGGAUCUCUGUAUCCUCUGAUAUUUUUCCACGCCAAAAUCUAAAGUGAUACUGAGUUUUUACUGGUGUUGUCAAUAGGACCUUAGGAUUGGGCGUGGACCUUAAACAACAUGAAUUACCUUAUUGGAGCUUUCAAGCCAGCGUGUAACAUCUCCAUCACGUUUAACGAUGGGAAAACUCGUAAACAGGUUCCAAUGAAGAAGGAAAAUGGUCAAACUGUUAUGGUUCCACUUUUCCAAAGUCAAGAAAAUAUUGCUGGAAAGAUUUCAGUAGACCCACUUCAAGGGAAGAAGGUUGAACACAAUGGCAUCAAAGUUGAGCUCCUUGGUCAAAUUGAGAUGUACUUUGACAGAGGCAACUUCUAUGACUUUACUUCCCUUGUACGUGAACUGGAUGUUCCUGGAGAAAUAUAUGAAAGAAAAACUUACCCAUUUGAGUUUUCUACGGUAGAAAUGCCUUAUGAGACAUAUAAUGGGGUGAAUGUAAGGCUUAGGUAUGUUUUGAAAGUGACCAUCAGUCGAGGCUAUGCUGGAAGCAUCAUUGAAUAUCAGGACUUUAUGGUUCGCAACUAUUCUCCACCUCCAUCAAUCAACAAUAGCAUCAAGAUGGAAGUUGGAAUUGAAGAUUGCCUACACAUUGAGUUUGAGUACAACAAAAGCAAGUACCAUCUCAAAGAUGUGAUCAUUGGCAAGAUAUACUUUCUUCUUGUGAGAAUCAAGAUAAAGAAUAUGGAUCUUGAGAUAAGGCGCCGAGAAUCAACAGGUGCAGGUGCCAAUACACAUGUUGAAACAGAGACACUUGCAAAAUUUGAGUUGAUGGAUGGAGCUCCUGUCAGAGGUGAAUCAAUUCCAAUCAGACUCUUUCUUAGCCCUUACGAGUUGACACCAACACAUCGCAACAUUAACAACAAAUUCAGUGUGAAGUAUUAUUUGAACCUUGUCCUGGUUGAUGAAGAGGAUCGACGCUACUUUAAGCAGCAAGAAAUUACAAUAUACAGGUUGCAGGAAAAUUCUUGAUUAAGCAUAUCAUGCUUGAAAUUGGUGUUUCACCCAUGAGAAGAGUCUAGAACAUAACUGCAUUGUGACACAUUGUAAAGUCUUAAAAGUUAUGAUUUAAAUCUUGGAUUGGUCUCGAAUGACAUUGUAUACUUGCAGAGUCAUUGCUCGACUGUACGACUGCAUAAAUUAUGUAAAUGGGCAAAAUUUGGGUUGUGAAAGAUCUGGAUUUUCAUUUAUGAAAUGGCUGAUAUUAUGACUU
This is a messenger RNA of Manihot esculenta (cassava), 1354 nucleotides long. Its product is annotated as vacuolar protein sorting-associated protein 26A. The transcript has 12 exons. Gene Ontology annotation, cellular component: endosome; retromer complex. Lineage: Eukaryota; Viridiplantae; Streptophyta; Magnoliopsida; Malpighiales; Euphorbiaceae. The record is from RefSeq and is a predicted model, not a curated record. Bases 208 to 1113 code for a protein of 301 amino acids. Gene Ontology annotation, biological process: retrograde transport, endosome to Golgi; intracellular protein transport.